AGGAGAUGACCAGAGACUGUGGACACAGUACAGGAGAUGACCAGAGACUGCGGACACAGUACAGGAGAUGACCAGAGACUGCGGACACAGUACAGGAGAUGACCAGAGACUGCGGGCACAGUACAGGAGAUGACCAGAGACUGCGGACACAGUACAGGAGAUGACCAGAGACUGCGGGCACAGUACAGGAGAUGACCAGAGACUGCGGACAGUACAAGAGAUGACCAGAGACUGCGGGCACAGUACAGGAGAUGACCAGAGACUGCGGGCACAGUACAGGAGAUGACCAGAGACUGCGGACAGUACAGGAGAUGACCAGAGACUGCGGACACAGUACAGGAGAUGACCAGAGACUGCGGACAGUACAGGAGAUGACCAGAGACUGCGGACACGGUACAGGAGAUGACCAGAGACUGCGGACACGGUACAGGAGAUGGCCAGAGACUGCGGACACGGUACAGGAGAUGACCAGAGACUGCGGACACAGUACAGGAAUGACCAGAGACUGCGGACACAGUACAAGAGAUGACCAGAGACUGCGGACACAGUACAGGAGAUGACCAGAG
This is a messenger RNA of Staurois parvus, 566 nucleotides long. NCBI's taxonomy places the organism in Eukaryota, Metazoa, Chordata, Amphibia, Anura, Ranidae. The record is from the annotation of a GenBank genome assembly.